GCGAUCUAUUCUAUAAUUACAUUACACUUUCGCAUCUAUUGUUCUUCGUAACGUAUGACAAUGCACAAUACCAUUUAAAUAUAUUUUCGGUGUACACAUACUGGUGUUUGAUUGUAAAAUUUAUAUAGUGAUUAUCAAUCUUUAUUUAUUAGUAAGAUGCGAAGCCUCGAUAAGCGUCCUUUCCCCCUCCUCUGCUCUCCUCCUUUAAACAUAUACUUUAUUUUAAUAUAAUAAACGUAAAAACUAACCUGUUCUCGUCAAGGUAAACAUUGCAGUAAAUAAUGCAUUUUUUUUUUGCUAUAAUAGCGGCGGUUCAAAUUAAUUCACGUGUUUGUAGCAUUCCUUUUGUUUUGCUUUUCGAUUUGCAUCAUUAUUAUGCUCACAUUUGUAUUUACGCAUUUAUAGAUUACAUGCACAGUAAGAUAGAGAUACAAAAAGAAAUAUUUUUUUAACUGAUAACAGUUCUUGAAAUUCAUUGGUUCGUCAGAUGAUAAACAGUGAUAACGCGAGUCAUUCGUUUCUGAUAUCUGUAUAGUUAACUCUGCCACAAUUUUGCAUAGGAAUAAUCACUGUUGAAAUACUUUGAGAACACCUGUUCCAAUACACAGUUUAAAAGUUUACUAUUAAAAUAUAUUAUAUAAAAAGAAACUAUAAAAUAAUUGAUAUGACACCAAAAAUUGUUGUUGUCGGGUCGUGUAUGAUUGAUUUUACUUGUUUCUCUCCACGAUUGCCUAAACCUGGCGAAACAACAAUUGGAACUAGAUUUGAAAAGAAAUAUGGUGGUAAAGGUGCUAAUCAAUGCAUGGCAGCUGCUAAACUCGGUGGAUCUACAGCACUUAUUGCUUCAUUGGGUUCUGACACAUUUGCUCAGGAAUAUUUAGAAAUUUUAAGAAAGGAAAAUGUAGACAUAUCUCAUGUCAAGAUACAAAAAGAUAAACAUAGUGGUAUUGCUCACAUUACUGUUGCUGAAAAUGGGGAGAAUAGUAUCGUUAUCGUGUUAGGUGCAAAUGAAUCCUUAACUCCGGAAUACGCGGAUUCUGCUGUUGAUGUGAUUAAGAGCGCUAGCGUUUUAUUAUGCCAAUUCGAAAUUCCGCUGGAAACCACGCUGCAUGUGUUAAAAUUACAUCGGGGUCACGGACUUUCGAUUGUCAACGGGGCGCCCGCGCUGGAAAAUUUUGAUCCGAAAAUUCUGAACCUAUGUGAUAUUUUUUGUGUCAAUGAGACUGAGGCGGAAGUUAUGACGGGCAUUCAACCCAUAGACUUGUCAAAUGUACAGAAAGUCGUGGAUAAGCUUCUGGCUAAGGGAUGCAAUGAGAUUAUUCUUACUCUCGGGCCGCUGGGAGCUGUAUAUGCGUCGAAAACGAAUAGAAACGUCACACGGAUUCCUACCACCGAAGUUCACCCGGGUGCUGGGGAUGCAUUUUUGGGCGCACUGGCAUAUUUCAAGGCUUAUCAUCCGCAGCUAUCAAUGGAUGAAUGCAUCAGAAGAUCUUGCGUAGUCGCCACGCAAUCCGUCCUUAAAUUCGGCACACACGCAAGUUUUCCAACAAGAAGCGAUCUCUCGAUCCCAAAAUCCGGAAUACUUAAAAAUAGCGUCAAUUACAUCAUAAUGCAGAAUUAAUGAAGCGAAUUAAAUCGAUGGUAUUAAAAUUAAGAGAAUGUCUUUCGUAUAUAGAAUCGAAAGACGAAUUACCCUAUAUACAUGUCUUAUUUGUUCAAUAAUAUAUAUAUACAGGAAAUAAAUCACUUUCAAUCGUUUGGAAAA
Messenger RNA from Cataglyphis hispanica, 1765 nucleotides. Its product is annotated as ribokinase-like. Lineage: Eukaryota; Metazoa; Arthropoda; Insecta; Hymenoptera; Formicidae. Gene Ontology annotation, biological process: D-ribose metabolic process. Gene Ontology annotation, molecular function: ribokinase activity. Bases 665 to 1621 code for a protein of 318 amino acids. The record is from RefSeq and is a predicted model, not a curated record. The transcript has 8 exons.